AUGUAUCCCGUCGGCUUCUUGAUUGCGUGCGCCCGGCUCUUCCAGUAUGCCACGCCACAGAACACAUUGCUUGUCCUCGCCUCCUUCGCCCUCAUCUUACUCCUCUAUUUGAGAUACCCCAUUCAUCAUACCGCGGACGAUGUGCCAUCUCUGCCAGGCUUCUUUCUUUUCAACGUGUUUCCGUUCUUCCGCCAGCGAUUUGAUUUCAUACGAUAUGGCUUCCAGUCUGUCCCAGAGCACACACUCUUUCGAUUCCGACUUCUUCGGAACCACGUCGUUGUCGUCUCGGGUGAGCGAGGACGCCGAGAUUUCUUCAAUGCGAGACAUCUGGAUCUGCAGGAGGGCUUCCGCGUGCUCUCAGGUGCCCUCCCCUUCGUACAAGGGAUAACAUCCGAUCUCCGACAACGCCGCAUCGCACAGCUGUAUAGGCGGCUCGCGCAAGUCCAGAAGAAUGAGCGUCUAACACAGCUUGUACCCGACAUUCUCGGCGACGCUAAACAGGUCAUGACGUCGUGGGGCUCAGCAGGUGCUUGCGAUCCUUUUGAGAAAAUUCACGAGCUCGUCUUCCAAAUUACCGUUCGCUGUCUGUCGGCGACAGAGAUCGCAGACGACCCUUUGCUCGUGGCACGAUUGAGGGCCUUGUACGACGACGUUGACCGUGGUACGACACCGGCUUCCGUACUUUUUCCAUUCUUUCCGGGAUCCGCCAUGAUUAGGAAGGCGCGUGCCACCAAGGCAAUAUAUGACAUUGUCGUGGCGGCGAUAAGCAUCAGGAGGCAGAGUGGCAAGGCUAAGAACGAUAGCCUGCAAAUGCUUUUAGAUGCAGGCGAAGACGAUACAAUGGUUGUCGGGUUUAUCAUGGGUCUUCUCAUCGCAGGCGCACGUUCAACGGGAACAACCGCUUCCUGGCUGACAGUCUUCUUGGGAUGCCAUCCGCACUGGCAAUCUGCUGCUCUAGCCGAAGUCCGUGCGCUUGUUGCGGCCCACGUUAACGUGUCGACCACCGGCACCUCGCUUUCCUCGUUCGCCGACAUACUCUCGAGCAUUCCCCUGAGCGCAUGGGAGAAUGAGGUCCCCAUUCUCGACUCGCUCAUCCGAGAGACACUGCGCAUCGCUCAACCGCAUGUGGCUAUGCGCCGCAAUGUGGGACCCGAUCUAUACAUCGACGGCAAGGUCAUUCCUUCGGGAACGUUCGUCGUGUACCCGUUCGCGGACGUACACCUUGACCCGAAGUUGUAUCCGGACCCCUGGGUAUUUGAUCCUGCGCGUUUGCCAGCAAAGGGCGAGUUUUCGUACGUGGGAUGGGGUGGCGGCCGCGUGAACUGCCUCGGGACGCGCCUCGCAAAGGUGGAGAUGAAGACCAUCACCGCGUUGCUUCUCCUCGGUUUCGAAUUCACCACCGUGGGGGCGGACGGCACGUUGUGUAACCCACACCCUCAUCCCAACUGGAAUGAUGUUCUCACUUGCCGCCCGGACGAUGUUGACCUGACCCUGCGCUAUGCACGGCGCAAAGAUGCACUGUAG
This is a messenger RNA of Peniophora sp. CBMAI 1063, 1524 nucleotides long. NCBI's taxonomy places the organism in Eukaryota, Fungi, Basidiomycota, Agaricomycetes, Russulales, Peniophoraceae. The record is from the annotation of a GenBank genome assembly.